AUGAUUUAUAAUUCUAAGGAUUAGUAACUAUCAUAUUUUAUCUAAAUAUCAAAUUUUAGUUCUAAGAAUAAGAUUCUUAAUAUUUUAAAAGUCAGUUUCAUUAAUCGUAACAUACAUUAUUACUAAUGCCAUUUUUUUUAAAUCAUAACAAACUUAGUAAUUAUAUUUAAUUCAGUAAUAUUUUUAAUUGAUACUCCUACUGCAGAAGACUAAAUUGAAUUUAUCAACCUAAUAAAUCUAUUAUUUUUAAUCUAUGAUACAAUUCAAGCCACUUUAAAGAUAAUUGCCUUAGUAAGUUCUUGUCAAAAAUAGGAUUUAAUAUUACCAAAGAAAGAGUAUUUAAGAGAAAUAUGGAGCAUCUAGAUUUUUCAGUCCUCAUUAUAUAGUAUUAAGAGCAUUUAGAACAAUAUCAGCAAUCAAGUCUUUGAGAAUGAUACUGCUAGCGUUAUUUGCAUUUUUAGGCUAUUUAAAAGAUGCUGCAAUAGCAUUAUUUUUCUUUUAUACUUAUUUCGCUAUAGCUUGAGUAGGUAUAUCUUUUUUGGUGGUUAAUUAAAAAAUACUCUGAGCAGAGAAAAUUUUGAAAAUUUAAAAAAUUCAAUUCUGAUAGUAUUUUGA
Paramecium sonneborni is the source of this 615-nucleotide messenger RNA. The record is from the annotation of a GenBank genome assembly. Lineage: Eukaryota; Ciliophora; Oligohymenophorea; Peniculida; Parameciidae.